This is a messenger RNA of Mus pahari (shrew mouse), 3682 nucleotides long. RefSeq names its product PRAME family member 8-like. NCBI's taxonomy places the organism in Eukaryota, Metazoa, Chordata, Mammalia, Rodentia, Muridae. The coding region runs from base 444 to 1886 and encodes 480 amino acids. Gene Ontology annotation, biological process: positive regulation of cell population proliferation; negative regulation of DNA-templated transcription; negative regulation of cell differentiation. The record is from RefSeq and is a predicted model, not a curated record. The transcript is spliced from 5 exons. Gene Ontology annotation, cellular component: cytoplasm.
AAUGUGAGACAGUAUACGCGGACCGGGGAAAAACAAAACAACAAAACAAAACAAAACAAACCACCGAAAAACAAAAACAUAAAAACCGCUUCAGGCCGGAAGUGUAAAGACGGAACCCGGAGGAACUAAGCUUCAGACCGGAAGUGUGGACCGGAUACGACUGAAACGCUUCAGGCCGGAAGUGCGAGACAGAGACAGAUGAAAACGCUGCAGGCCGGAAGUUUGAAGCGAAGAUGGCUAUAAAAGCUCCUGAGAAGCUCGGGACGACACUCGACAGCUCUUGGAGUCCGAGCUUGGACUGACUGCCUGGGCCUGCGGGGAUUCUGAGUUCUGCCAUCAGUUCUUGUUUCUGACUCUAAAACAACAUGGGAAAUCCUCUUCUGUGUAUUCUCUGUGCAUCAAGGUCUUCAUCUCAAGGUUCCUUGAGACUGAAGAUCUGAAGCAUGAGUGUACAGGACCCACCCACACUCCUGCAGCUGUCAGUACAGAGACUACUGAGGGAUGAGGCCCUGGCCAUCUCUUCUCUGCAGUACCUUCCCAGGGCGCUUUUCCCACUGCUGUUCAAGGAAGCCUUCAAUCACAGACAAACUAAUGUCCUGAGGGCCAUGGUGGCAGUGUGGCCCUUUCCCUUCCUCCCUCUGGGGACCCUGAUGAAGACUCCUCACCUGGAGAUCUUGCAGGCUGUGCUGGAUGGAGUAGACAUGCUAUGGACACAGAAGGUUCUUCCCAGAAGGAGGAAGCUUCAAGUGCUGGACCUGAGGAAUGUGUACCAUGACUUCUGGGAUGUUUGGGUUGGACCAGAGGAUGGAGACCGCUCAGCAGAGACUGUGUGUGAAAAGCAGAUAGCAAAGCGCCUUCAUCAAUAUGCACUGAGGCGACGUUUGAAGGUGGUCACUGACCUGUGCCUCAGGUUCCAUUUGAAUGAGCACCAAGCAUACUUGUUACAGUGGGCCCAGCAGAGGAGAAGCUCCAUACGGCUGUGCUGUGUGAAGAUGCAGAUUUGGGCCUUGCCUGUGUACACCGUCAGGAAGGUCUUGAUGGUCUUCCAGCCAGACAGCAUCCAAGAAUUGGAACUGAACACAGGUUGGAGUCUGUCCACUCUGGUGCAUUUUGCAUCUUAUCUGGACCAGAUGAGAAACCUUCAAAAACUCCUUUUAACACGGAUUCACAAGAAUACCUUCAAGGUUCUAAAUACCUCCUUGGACAUCCAGAAGUGUAUCACCAAGUUUGUUUCUCAGUUCUCCAAACUCAACUCUCUCCAGCAUCUCUCCAUGAAUGGCAUCUACUUUUCCAGUGAGCACAUGAAACAGUUGUUCAGGUACCUGAAGACUCCGUUGGAGACCCUGUCCAUCACCAUGUGCAAGCUUUCACAUUUAGACUUGAAUUCCUUGUCCCAGAGUCAGAGCCUCCAUCAGCUCAAACACCUGAACCUGAGACUUGUGAAAUUAAUUGACUUACGUCCUGUGCCUUUCCAUGAUCUCCUCAAGAGUGUUGCAGGCACUCUGCAGACCCUAGAAUUGGAGGGCUGUUGGAUGGUAGAUUCCCAGCUCAUUGCCCUCCUGCCUGCCCUGAGCCAGUGUUCCCAGCUCACUAGGGUCAAUUUCUAUGACAAUGACAUCUCCAUGGCUGUUCUAAAGGACCUUCUGUAUCACACAGCCAGUCUGAGCCAGCUGACCCAGGAGCUGUAUCCUGCCCCUCUGGAGUGCUAUGAUGACACGGGUGAUAUCCUUAUGGGAAGAUUUGUCCAACUUUGUCCUGAGCUUAUGGAGACACUCAUUACUUUAAGGCAGCCCAAGAAUGUCUCCUUUGCUACGUAUAUCUGCCAUGAAUGUUGUCAGCGCUGUGUCUACGGUCUGGAGACCAAACUUUGUCGUUGUCGGCAGUAAAUAGGGCCAGGUUGGUUUUUGAUACUGAGAAAUGAAAGUCUAGGAACAGGUCUUGCAUCAAGAGAACCCAAAACACACAGCCACACCCUGCUCAUUAUCUGGGAACCCAAAUGGUGCGCAGGAGGGCUAGACCACAAAGACUGGGCUUAUAGAGAACAGUGGGACCCAGGACAGAUGUCUGUGGAAUCAAAAGACAAUCCUGCAUUUCUUUUCUUUCGUUUGUUCUUUGUUUUUUUUCUUUAAGAUUUAUUUAUUUUAUAUCUGGGUGGUUUACCUGCAUAUAUGUAUCCUUGGUGCCUGUAGAGUUCAGAUGUGAGCAUUGGAUCCCCUGGAACUGGAGUUUUGUUUGGAUGGCUGUGAACCAUCAUAUGAGUCUUCUGCAAGAACAAGUGCUUUUGGCUGCUGAGCCAUCUCUCCAGUCCCAGUUCAGCACUUUCUAAAUAAAUGAGUUCUGUCAGGUCAUGAUAAUGAAUGACUUUCUCCUUCUUACAUGGUAGUAAAAUAGCCAGAUUUUAGAACCUGGAUAUUCUGGUGUCCUUCUCACCAGAUUUUUGGAACUUGGAUUCAGUGUUAUUCUUUUCCUGUGGCUUGAGCUGGAAAGACCCUGUGCUGUCUCUUGCCCAAGAUCUCUAGACCUCUGUAAUGGUAAACCUGGCUUUUAACCUGACUACUUCUGUAACAACUAGAACCCAAGAUGACAACUAGAUAUUAUUGUGAGGUGUGAGAUUUUCAUCAUCAGAUUACUUGAUGAAACAACACAUACGCUAAAUGGUGGCCAUGCGGUACUCUUGACAGCAUUUGUAAAGAGAGAGAGAAGGAACCUGUGCCGCCAAGUUUGUCUGUCCUACUUCUUUGGGCAGUAUUCAUUUCCUUCAGGAUUUUAACAUAGACUGAAAACCAGCAGCUCUCUAGGAGCCUAGGAUUACAGCGACUGCAGAGACUUGCAGCUUUGUGAAUGAACUCCCAGGUCCUUGGCCUGUCCGCUGUGAGCCAGCCGUUGUCAGACUGCGCGGACCACAGCCGGUAGGGAAGCCAGUCAAGUAAACCCCAUAUGUUCCUGAUACAUAUGCAAUUGUCAGUUCUGCUCCUUUAGCCUUUAGAGAACUCUGACUACUACAGCAUCGUAGUAAAGUGAAAGCAGUCAGAUGCCUUCCCUCUACUUUUGCCUGGGCAUCUGUUAUGUCUCACUGUGUGCUCAUUGCUUUAGGAUACAGAAUUUCAACCUAAAAUGAGCAAUGCAUUCUCCUGUGAGGGGUUUGGGGGGAAUGGUAGAGGAAUUCAAUCUAGUACACUUAGACUAGGAGGUAUUAUGGACACAUCAAAGAUGGCUGAAGUGAAGUUAAUUCAAUCUAGUACACUUAGACUAGGAGGUAUUAUGGACACAUCAAAGAUGGCUGAAGUGAAGUUAAAGAUAACACAGAGCAAGGAAAAUGGAGUCUAAGCCACUUUGCUUUAUCACUUUUUAUUUUUUCUCUCUCUCUUUCAUGGUCACAUAUUGCCCAGGCUGGCCUUGAAAUCCUCCUGCCUCCACCUUCUAAAUGCUAAGAUUACUGAAGUAUGGCACCUUGGCUAGUUUGUAGGCCACAAGUAUGUAAGACUCUGUUUUUCAGGGCUUCCAGCCUCCGGUUGUCCCUUUGAAAACAAAGGUCUCCAGUACAUGUUCCUGUCCCCUAAAGGAUUGACAGGCCUUAAGGUGCGUUAUAGGUGUCCAGGAGUAAACUUUUAUUUUGUUAGUAAGCAUCUAAGCCUAGCCAUUGUGCUCCUCUCUAUAACCUGGUUGCAAUAAAGAAUUUUGU